Messenger RNA from Culicoides brevitarsis, 1377 nucleotides. RefSeq names its product helicostatins. NCBI's taxonomy places the organism in Eukaryota, Metazoa, Arthropoda, Insecta, Diptera, Ceratopogonidae. The record is from RefSeq and is a predicted model, not a curated record. The transcript has 5 exons. Gene Ontology annotation, molecular function: neuropeptide hormone activity. The coding region runs from base 208 to 771 and encodes 187 amino acids.
CGGUUGGCUAAUCAACAACUAAAAAUAAAAAAAGGAAAAAAAUAAAAAUUAUUAAUAUUUUAGAAAUAUUAAAAAAAUAAUAUUUUAAAAAGUGAGAGUGAAAUUUCGCUUUAAAAAAUUUAAAAAUAAAAAAAACCACUGUCUCCCCUCAUCUCUUUCCAACCAAAGACUUUCCAACCACCGCUUACACAAAGAAACAGAGACAAUAUGCGUGCGUAUGCUCUUGCUGCUAUCCUCUCGUGCUACAUGGGGCUCAUCGUGUGCGCGCCUGCCGAGACAUCUGCCGUUUCGGAUCACAUGCAACACCAGACCAGAUUGACGGGACGAUCGCCAAACUACAACUUUGGCUUAGGAAAAAGAAGGUAUAUUCUACGAACUACAGAACUGGGUACCAAAAGAAUUCCGCAUUAUGAUUUCGGUUUAGGUCGUAAACGAUCUGUCGCCUACAAUUUCGGACUGGGCAAACGUUCGGAGAAUUUCGACUACGACGACGAUCUUCAACUGGCGGAGCAGCUUUUGAGUAAUUGGGAAACCGCUCGAUUAGUUGACAGCGAAAUGCCAUCGGAUUACGACGUGGAGUCAUUUCGAGGAAAAAAAAAUUAUUUCCCUCGACCGUCGACAGUGUACGAGCCAAAGAGAUCACGCCCCUACAGCUUCGGACUUGGCAAGCGGGCACGCGCCUACGACUUCGGCUUAGGUAAAAAACGCUCAAACGAGGAAUUUGAUAAACGAUUACCAAAUCGAUACAAUUUCGGUUUAGGAAGACGCUAAACAGUCACCGGCGACGUGAAUGUUUAUGAAAAAAAUGGACUGGCAACAAAAACACAGCAACAGAUUUUUACAUUUUAAAUUAUAAUUUUAAGAACAUUUUUGUUACUUUUAAUUUAAAGACACAAACAAAAAAAAACAAGAAACACAAAAUUCUUUUGUAAAUAAUGUUAAACAAAAAAAAAAACAAGAAAUUUUUCAUUAUUAAUUAAAAUUUUGUUGCAUGUCGCACACUCUUUACAACAUUCAAAGCCUUAACAUUCAUUCAGAAACAUUUACUUACUCGAAAUAUAUUAACCACCUUCUACAUGAAAAAACACAAAAAUACUAACUAACUAAAAACUAAACUAAACUACUAAAGAAAGAAAGAAAGGAACGAUGGAAGAAGUCUUAUCAUCAUCCCUGUCCCUGGCUCUCGUACGAUGAACGUAUAUAUAAUCUGAACAAUAUACAAAAAAAAAGAAACUAAAUAAAGAUUGCAACUGAUUGAUUAUAUACAUUGAUUAUUAAUUAAUUAAACUAAAAAAAUAAAAAAAAGUCUAUUUAUGUAUUACUACAAAAGUAAAAAAAAAAAUAUAAAAUAAAUAUAAAUCAAAUAAUAAAAGUUGU